This is a messenger RNA of Danaus plexippus (monarch butterfly), 1119 nucleotides long. It is a transcript of the gene Ref1, whose product is annotated as THO complex subunit 4. The transcript has 4 exons. NCBI's taxonomy places the organism in Eukaryota, Metazoa, Arthropoda, Insecta, Lepidoptera, Nymphalidae. Gene Ontology annotation, molecular function: mRNA binding. Gene Ontology annotation, biological process: mRNA export from nucleus. The coding region runs from base 136 to 912 and encodes 258 amino acids. The record is from RefSeq and is a predicted model, not a curated record. Gene Ontology annotation, cellular component: nucleus.
AUCUUUAGAAAUUCUAUAAGGACGCGAUCAUUCACCGAUGAUUAAGCUGUCCUGAUUUUGUUUUAUUUUGCUGAAAAAAAUAUUAGUUCAUUAUUAAAAGUAGUUAAAAACGCUUAAUUAAUAGUAACAAAUAAAAUGGUUGAUAAAAUUGAUAUGGCUUUGGACGACAUAAUAAAAGCGGGCAAAAAGGGAAGACCGGGAGGCGGUGGAGCUGGAAGAAAAUUCGAUGUUAAACGCCCAGGAAGAGGAGGUGGAUUCCGUAACGGACGUACAGGUGGAGUGUUACGUGGUCGAAAUCGUGGAGGAGUAUCUAAGCCAACAAAUUAUACAAGGGACAACCUAUUUCAGGGAGAUGUAAACAGCACUUGGAAACAUGACAUGUACAAUGACUUCAAUGAUAGAAAAAUCCAGAGGAGUGUGCCUCUAACCACAGGGCCCACAAAACUCCUUGUGUCCAAUCUGGACUUUGGAGUUUCAGAUUCUGACAUACAAGAGCUUUUCUCGGAGUUUGGCAUUCUUAAGAGUGCAGCAGUACAUUAUGAUAGAUCAGGAAGAUCAUUAGGCACAGCCGAUGUUUUGUUUGAAAGAAGAGCAGAUGCAUUAAAGGCUAUGAAGCAAUACAAUGGAGUACCAUUAGAUGGGCGUGCAAUGAAUAUACAACUAGCAACCUCAGAAAUAUCAACCUUUAGGAAUGAAGAAAGAAGUAGACCAGCUGGUGGCGGCAGUGUUGGUCCUGUAAGAAGAAAUUCUAACAGAGGAGGCGGUGGUAAUCGUCCUCAAGUUGGUGGCAGGGGCAGAGGUGCACGACGUGGAGGUCGUGGUGGAACUGGCGGACCUCGCGGCAAGAAAGCCGUACCAACAGCAGAACAAUUAGAUGCUGAACUAGAUGCUUAUGUUAAAGAAAUUAAGUGAUAGAAGCUUUACUAGAAAUAAUAAUAGGUGUAUAACAUAAUUUUAAGACGCAAGUUAGUUCAUACAAAAAAAUAAGAAUUGCAUACACUUUGUUUUAUAAUAAAACUUAGUUCUGACAUAUUAAGAGAAUCAGCCGAAUUGUUUAAGAAUAUUUUAAUACAUGGAUUUAAUAUUAGGAAAAGUUCAUGAUAAAAAAAAUUAUUGUGA